UGCACGUUUCUGUGCGCCUUUGAUCUCAUUGAUCUUCUUCAGAUAGACUGCAGUUCCUUGGUAAUGAAGUGUGUGUGGGGGGUGGGGGUGAGUGGGGUUUUUUCACGUGCACAUGCACUGGAUGGAUGAUGGAGACAGUUAGAGAGAGUGGGGGAUAAAAAAAACAGGCGUGAGCUGCAGCAGUCCUGUGGAUUAGUGCAAGGUUUGCGGCUCUGCGUAAAUCAGCUGAGACGCACAUAAGCACGCGGGGACACGGACACACACACACGCGCACGCACUCUUAGACGUGCAUUGACAGAAUCGUGUCCUUGUGGGUCAUUAAUAACACCGCGGCUGCGUUUCCACUUGGUAACCUGGUUGUUUAUUUACGCACGGUUGGGUUGGUUGGUUGAUCCAAUGGCCAAAGGUAACGAAGACUCGGCAAAGGGCUCGUGGAAGAAGCAAGUCGAUGACAUCAAGAAGAUCUUCGAGUUGAAGGAGAUCCUCGGGACUGGCGCUUUCUCUGAAGUGGUUCUUGCUCAGGAGAGGGCCACGGGGAAGAUGUAUGCGGUCAAGUGCAUCCCAAAGAAAGCUCUACGAGGGAAAGAGAGCAGUAUCGAAAACGAAAUCGCCGUGCUAAGGAAGAUCAAGCAUGAGAACAUUGUUGCACUUGAGGACAUCUAUGAAAGCACAGACCAUCUGUACCUCAUCAUGCAGCUUGUGUCUGGAGGAGAACUGUUUGAUCGGAUUGUGGAGAAGGGCUUCUACACUGAGAAAGAUGCCAGCGCCUUGAUCAAACAAGUUCUGGAUGCUGUCAACUACCUGCACUCACUGGGCAUCGUCCACAGAGACCUGAAGCCCGAGAAUCUGUUAUAUUUUAACCCUCGUGAUGAGUCAAAAAUAAUGAUCAGUGACUUCGGAUUGUCGAAGAUGGAGGGAGCUGCAAAUGACAUCAUGUCCACCGCCUGUGGGACUCCGGGAUAUGUUGCUCCAGAGGUCCUGGCGCAGAAGCCGUACAGUAAAGCCGUAGACUGUUGGUCUAUCGGAGUUAUUUCUUACAUAUUGUUAUGUGGCUAUCCUCCUUUUUACGAUGAGAACGAUUCCAAACUAUUCGAGCAGAUCCUUAAAGCUGAGUAUGAAUUCGAUUCACCUUAUUGGGAUGAUAUCUCAGACUCAGCUAAAGAUUUCAUCAGUAAUCUGAUGCAGAAGGAUCCAGAGAAGAGGUUCACGUGUGACGAGGCUCUCCGGCAUCCCUGGAUAGCUGAAGACACGGCUCUUUGUAAGAACAUUCAUGAGUCAGUCAGCCGGCAGAUGAAAAAGAACUUUGCGAAAGCCAAAUGGAGGCAAGCGUUCAAUGCUACAGCGGUGAUCCGACAUAUGAAGCGCUUGCAGCUGGGCAGCAGUCUUGGCAGCAGCAUGGACAACACCAUGCACAAGACCCAGAACCAAGCACCCAUGCCUGUCAAAAGCCAGUCUAUUGAUGUGUCCUCCAUCAACCACAAGGACUAUGCUUCCCGUAGAGUCUCGAACUCGGGGCCGACUGAAAAGCGAUGCACGCGACCUUCGACCGUCACCACCAUCAUCACCGGGUCCAAGUAAAGCCGAUUUUCCUUUUAAAGCCCGACGGAAGGCUACUGUUUUUUCACAAUUCUUUGGUCACUUCUCAACACCUUCGUGCACCUCGUUCAAUCCUUGUUGUGCCAGUCGGUAGCACACUGUUCUAAAUGACGGUAACAGAGUAACAGAAGGUGCAAGUCCUCCUUGAGAAGUUUAAUCAAGUCAGUGAUGUGAGGGAAGACACUCAUUCGAUCAGCACUGCAGCCGGACAACCCGUGCAACAUGUUCCUGAUUUCAUGACUGCGUUUGCCUGGCGGAUUCGUUCAUGAAGCGAUUCGAAUUUGAAUGACGAUUUGAAGCUGCUUUUAGAAGCGUACCAAUUGUAUAGAGUCGCUUUACUGUGGUCCGUAGUUUAUUUUAGCCGGUCCUCGGUUUGUAUCGUAAUAAAUGAAAUGACGCACCAUUUUCACUCAGUUUAAAUGUCAAGUUAGGUGACUGUAUAUAGCAACGAUUUUCUUGGUUUUACCUGCAUUUUAAGGUUUAAUUGUGUUUGGGGUUCGUGAGUGCGCAGAUAAUCAAAUGCCAAUAAUGAUUUUUUUUUUGUAAGUAUUUUAGUCCGAAAUCUUUCAAUAAAUUUGACUCAAACGAUUAGAUUAUGAAUAAUCCGUCUUAUAUGGCUAAGCCCCAGUUUCCCAGAGCGUUUUACUGUACAGCCUGUCACGUGUUUGAACUGAUACUUGCUCAGCAGUGUUGCAUUGUGCUACAUGAAAAGAACACAAUGUUUUUUUUUUAUUUGCACUUAAAUCACAGCUUGUAACAGUUUUCUUUCUUCAGUACGUAUGGGUACUGAUGAACAGUAUAUUAAUGUGAUUUGUUUGAACAUUUGACAUUUUCCAGUAAUAAUUGCUAUGAAAUGUUAUCAGAGAGGGUGUAUAUUUUAAAUAUAAAUUACACCGAAUGUAUUUAUUUAUAACAGUGGGGUUUUUUUUUUAUCUUAAUGUAUGAACGUUUUCGGGAUUGUUGUACACCAUUUUUAUUAUGUUUUGUUAUUCUUUUUUUUUUAUUAUUAUUAUUAUAAUGAUAUCAUGAUAUAAAAAAAAAAAAAAUUGUCCCUCAAUGUAAAUCUUCACUUAGCACAGUGAAGAAAAAGUACAUUUGCUUAAAUAAGCAUUUCAUCUACAAUAAUAAUAAAAAUAUAUAUGGUGCUUUA
Molecule: messenger RNA, 2746 nt
Organism: Silurus meridionalis
Lineage: Eukaryota; Metazoa; Chordata; Actinopteri; Siluriformes; Siluridae
Gene: camk1db
Product: calcium/calmodulin-dependent protein kinase 1Db
Exons: 11
Coding region: 397-1578 (393 amino acids)
Biological process (GO): peptidyl-serine phosphorylation
Cellular component (GO): intracellular anatomical structure; cytoplasm
Molecular function (GO): calcium/calmodulin-dependent protein kinase activity; calmodulin binding; ATP binding
Source: RefSeq, a predicted model, not a curated record